Molecule: messenger RNA, 4350 nt
Organism: Marmota flaviventris (yellow-bellied marmot)
Lineage: Eukaryota; Metazoa; Chordata; Mammalia; Rodentia; Sciuridae
Source: RefSeq, a predicted model, not a curated record
CGACCGGGAUGGCGGCCGUUUUGGAGUCGCUUCUGCGAGAGGAGGUGUCGGUCGCAGCCGCCGUGCGGUGGAUCGCGCGCAGCACCCAGAGUUCGGAGGAGACCCCGGGGGAGGCGGCCGUGCUGAACUCACUCCGGCCCCUACGGAAGGAAUUCGUGCCGUUCCUGCUCAACUUCCUGAGGGAGCAGAGUAGCCGCGUCCUCCCGCAGGGCCCCCCAACCCCAGCCAAGGCUCCAGGAGCCUCAGCAGCCUUGCCAGGGAGGCCGGGGGGCCAGCCGCGGGGUGGCCGCGGGGCGCGCAGCCAGCUCUUUCCUACGACUGAGCCCCCGAGCACCGCCGCUGAGGCCCCUCUGACCCGCCGCGGGGGCAGGAGGCGGGGUCCGGGGCCUGCCCGGGAGAGAGGAGGCCGUGCCCCCGGGGUCCCAGAGGAGGGGGUCGGCGGGGAGAGCCUGUCCUGGCCCGGAGGCCGGAGGCUUAAGGGCUCUGGUAGCCCCAGUACCCCCAGCCUCACACUCUCUGAUCCACCAAACCUCAGCAACCUGGAGGAGUUCCCUCCCGUAGGCUCGGUUCCCCCCGGCCCUGCAGGCAGGACGAAGCCUUCACGCAGGAUCAACCCAACUCCGGUGAGCGAAGAGCGGUCACUCUCCAAGCCCAAGAUCUGCUUCACCUCACCCCCAAUCAGCUGUGUCCCCAGUUCCCAACCCUCAACCCUGGACACUAGCCCUUGGGGCCUUGGCCUUCCCCCAGGGUGCAGAAGUCUGCGAGAGGAGCGGGAGAUGCUCAGGAAGGAGCGCUCUAAACAGCUGCAGCAGUCACCUACCCCUGCCUCUCCCACCCCAGAAUUGGGAACUUCCCUCCCCAGCCGGACUGGAAGCCUCACUGCAGAACCUGCUGACCCUGCCAGAGUGUCUUCCCCCCAGCGCCUGGAGCUGGUAGCCCUUGUCUACUCCUCGUGCAUUGCUGAGAACCUGGUCCCAAACCUCUUCUUGGAGCUUUUCUUCGUCUUUCAGCUCCUUACUGCCCGAAGGAUGGUGGCUGCCAAGAACAGUGACCUUGAACUGAGUCAAGAUUCCCUGGAAAGCCCACUAUUCCAGAGCAUCCAUGAUUGUGUGUUCUUUGCAGUGCAGGUUUUAGAGCACCAAUUUCAGGUUCUUUCCUCCUUGGACAAAGGGACCUUAAAGCUGCUGACUGAGAAUGAACGACUACUGUGCUUCUCACCAGCUCUUCAAGGCCGACUUCGAGCUGCUUACGAGGGCAGUGUUGCCAAGGUCUCUCUGGCGAUGCCACCCUCGGCUCAAGCUGUCUCCUUUCAGCCAGAAACUGACAAUCGUGCCAACUUCUCCAGUGACCGAGCCUUUCAUACUUUUAAAAAACAGAGAGAUGUGUUCUAUGAGGUUCUUCGAGAGUGGGAAGAUCGCCACGAGGAGCCUGGCUGGGAUUUUGAGAAGGGCUUGGGCAGUAGGAUCAGAGCCAUGAUGGGUCAACUGUCUGCAGCCUGCAGCCAUAGCCACUUUGUACGGCUUUUCCAAAAACAACUUCUCCAGAUGUGUCAGAGCCCUGGUGGUGCUGGGGGCACUGUCUUGGGUGAGGCCCCAGAUGUGUUGAGUAUGCUAGGAGCUGACAAGCUGGGGCGGCUGCGGCGACUACAGGAACGACUUGUGGCUCCUCAGAGCAGUGGGGGGCCCUGUCCACCCCCCACCUUUCCUGGCUGUCAAGGCUUCUUCAGGGACUUCAUCCUAAGUGCCAGCAGCUUCCAGUUUAAUCAACAUCUUAUGGAUAGUCUGAGCUUGAAGAUACGGGAACUUAAUGGCCUUGCCCUGCCUCAACAUGAGCCUGGUGAUGAAGAUGGAGAGUCAGAUGUAGACUGGCAGGGUGAACGGAGGCAAUUUGCUGUGGUGCUUCUUAGCCUCAGACUUUUGGCUAAGUUUCUGGGCUUUGUGGCUUUCUUGCCAUACCGGGGCCCUGAACCACCCCCAACCCGUGAGCUUCAAGACUCCAUUCUGGCCCUCAGGAGCCAGGUUCCUCCUGUCCUGGAUGUUCGAGCUCUGCUGCAGCAGGGGCUGAGGGCCCGCCGGGCAGUGCUCACUGUGCCCUGGCUGGUGGAGUUCCUUUCCUUUGCUGAUCACAUUGUCCCUUUGCUGGACUAUUACCGGAGCAUCUUUACUCUCCUGCUGCAUGUACAUCGGAGCUUGGUCUUAUCUCAGGACAAUGAAGGGGAGAUGUGUUUCCUAAACAAGCUGCUCCUGCUUGCUGUCCUGGGCUGGCUCUUCCAGAUUCCCACAUUCCCUGAGGAUCUAUUCUUUCUGGAAGAGGGUCAAGUGGAUGCAUUAGAGGUGGACACAGCAGCUUCAGAGCAUGGCUUGCAUGCUGAGGAGGAAAGGAAACCUGCUCGCCUGCCCUCCCAGCCCUGGCCUCUUCUCCCCCAGGACAGUGUGCCUGUGGUGGAUCAGCAGCUGCUCUACAUCUGCUGCCCUUACAUCGGAGAGCUCCGGAAACUGCUCGCUUCAUGGGUUUCAGGCAGUAGUGGACGGAGUGGGGGCUUCGUGAGGAAAAUCACCCCCACUACCACUACUGGCCUGGGAGCCCAGGCUCCUCAGACCAGCCAGGGGCUGCAGGCACAGCUUGCCCAGGCCUUUUUCCACAACCAGCCACCUUCCCUGCGCAGGACUGUGGAGUUUGUGGCAGAGAGAAUUGGUUCAAACUGUGUCAAACACAUCAAGGCGACGCUGGUGGCAGAUCUGGUGCGCCAGGCAGAGUCACUUCUUCAGGAGCAGCGGGUGACACAGGGACAGAAAGGGGGAGAUCCAGCCCAGUUGUUGGAGAUCUUGUGUUCCCAGCUGUGUCCCCAUGGGACCCAAGCAUUGAGCCAGGGGCGGGAGUUCUGCCAAAGGAAGAGCCCUGGGGCUGUGCGGGCACUGCUUCCAGAGGAGACCCCAGCAGCUGUACUAAGCAGUGCAGAGAACAUAGCUGUGGGGCUUGCAACAGAAAAAGCCUGUGCCUGGCUGUCGGCCAACAUUACAGCACUGAUUAGGAGGGAGGUGAAAGCAGCUGUGAGUCGCACACUUCGAGCCCAGGGUCCUGAACCGGCUGCCCGGGGGGAGCGGAGGGGCUGCUCCCGCGCCUGUGAGCACCACGCUCCCCUCCCCUCCCACCUCAUCUCCGAGAUAAAAGAUGUGCUCUCUCUGGCUGCUGGGCCCCGAGACCCUGAUGAGGGUGUUUCCCCAGAGCAUCUGGAGCAGCUCCUAGGCCAGAUGGGCCAGACACUACGGUGCCGUCAGUUCCUGUGCCCACCUGCUGAGCAGCAUCUGGCAAAGUGCUCUGUGGAGUUAGCUUCCCUCCUGGUUGCAGACCAGAUCCCUGUCCUAGGGCCUCCACCACAGCACAGGCUGGAGCGAGGGCAGGCUCGAAGGCUUCUGCACAUGCUGCUUUCCCUGUGGAAAGAUGACUUCCAAGGUCCAGUUCCACUACAGCUGCUACUGAGCCCAAGAAAUGUGGGGCUUCUGGCAGAUACUCGGCCAAGGGAGUGGGACCUGCUGCUGUUCUUACUUCGGGAGCUGGUAGAGAAAGGUCUGAUGGGACGGAUGGAGAUAGAAGCCUGCCUAGGCAGCCUUCAUGAGGCCCAGUGGCCUGGGGACUUUUCUGAAGAACUAGCAACACUGUUUAACCUGUUUCUAGCUGAGCCCCACAUGCCAGAACCUCAGCGGAGAACUUGUGAACUGGUACAGCCAAAUAGGGGGACAGUGCUGGCCCAAAGCUAGGGCUGGGAAGUGGCCCUGUUUUGGGCGUCUCACCAGAACCCUGGAAUCCUGCCUGUGCCUCAGGUGGAGCCCCAAGAGCCCUCGGCAACCCUUGCUAGGGUAGGAGUAGCUGGGUCUGUGAUCAGAUUUCCUGCUCAGGUGAGAAGUAUGUGGUUACUGGGCAUCCCACAGACUGCAGGCUUGCCACCCGAAUCCUAGAGGAAGAAACAGCCACUAAUUCAGCAUGAAGGUGGAAAAGCUGAGACUCUAACCCAGGAGCUGAAGAGCUGACAUUUGCCACAUGGAUGCGAAAUGAAAUGAAGAGUGUGGGCUGGUCAAUACAGGAUUCAGACCUCACUUGCUGCUAUCUCAGAUCUCUCAAAACUUUGUGGUUCUGAGAAAUCAUGACAGAGUUGAAUGACUUCUGCCUAACUUGUUAAGUUAAAACCUGGACUGCCAUGUUAAAUAUGCACAACAGAUUAGGUAGGACUUGCCCAACUGAAACCUGGCAUCACCCUGGACUUCACCCCUGUGCAGGUAGUGACACUUCAGACUUGGUCUGUUCGGGGACAUGCACAGGGAAGCAAAAAAGAAUAAACUGUUUUAACAAAGG